Bacillus rossius redtenbacheri is the source of this 2127-nucleotide messenger RNA. It is a transcript of the gene smog, whose product is annotated as probable G-protein coupled receptor 179. The record is from RefSeq and is a predicted model, not a curated record. Gene Ontology annotation, biological process: G protein-coupled receptor signaling pathway. Gene Ontology annotation, cellular component: membrane. NCBI's taxonomy places the organism in Eukaryota, Metazoa, Arthropoda, Insecta, Phasmatodea, Bacillidae. The transcript has 13 exons. Gene Ontology annotation, molecular function: G protein-coupled receptor activity. Bases 1 to 2127 code for a protein of 708 amino acids.
AUGCUGGGGGCAGUGAUGCUGGGGGCAGUGCUGCUGGCGAGAGCGGGGGCGGCCGCCUCCUGCGCGCCCGGGCCCGCCGCCCCCCAGGAGGUCUCGCCGCCUGAAGGCCUGACGCGGCUGGCGCGCCGCUACUCGCUCGGCCUGGCCCAGGGCAGAGAGACCCCGCUGCAGCUGCUGCGCCGCCACCCGGGGCUGCCCGCCGCGGCGCUGGCGGGGCGGGGCCCCCUGGCCGUGGCCUACCGCGCCAGAGCGGGCCCCGGGUCGCCGCGCGCCGCCGCCGCAGGGGACGACCUGGAGGGCUUCCGCCGCGGCCUGGAGGCGGCGCGCAACUCCAGCGGGGGCUGGGCGCCGCCCUUCUGGAGCUGCCUCACCGCCUCCUGGCUGCUGGGCUUCGCCGCGCCCUUGCACUCCCCGCACAGGGGAGCGGUGGGGGUGUUCUUCUCGAUGGAGCAGCUGGGCGGCGACCCUUGCAACGAGUCGCUCAGCCCCGGGGCCGGCGGCCACCGCUGCGACCCGGAGACCUCCGAGUGCCUGCCGGAGAUGGGAGAAGACGCGGCGGCCGGCUACACGUGCGUCUGCAGACCUGGGUUCUUCUCGCUCAGCCCUCGCUUCGGCUGGAGGUCGUUCUCCAGCCUCCAUCUGGACCAAGUCGAGGAUCUCGACAUCUACAGGUGCGCGCCGUGCCCCGAGCAGUGCGACUCGUGCGUCGGCGCGGGCGCGUGCAUGGCGCGCACGGACCGCCUGCUGCGCUCCGCCGUGCUGGGCGCGCAGCUGCUCUGCAUGUGCGGCACGGCCGCGCUCGCCCUGGUCGUCUUCAAGCAGCGCAAGUGCAAGACCAUCGCCUCUGGGAUGUGGACAAUCCUGGAGAUGAUCCUGUUCGGCAUCAUGUUGUUGUACGCCACGGUCGUGGUGCGUUUCUUCGACCCGUCAGCGGAGCAGUGCCUCUUGGAGCCGUGGUGUCGCGAGCUGGGCUUCGUGCUCUGCUACGGCGCCAUCAUCCUCAAGCUGUACAGGAUCCUGAUCGAGUUCAGGACGCGGAAGGCGCACCGCUGGGUGGUGCGCGACAAGGACCUGCUCAAGUACCUGCUGGGCAUGGUGCUGGUGGUGCUGGGCUACAUGGCCGCGUGGACCGCCACCAACCUCAACUUCAUCCGCGAGGACUACCACGUGGUGGAGCUGGGCCGCACCCUGGACGGCCUGCAGUUCCUGGCCUGCAAGGCGCUGUGGUGGGACUACGUCACGGAGACGGGCGAGAUCCUGAUCCUGGUGUUCGGCGUCCACCUGAGCUACGCGUGCCGCAACGCCGCGACGCAGUUCCAGGAGAGACGCUUCCUGUGCCUCGCCAUCUGCGUGGAGGCGUGCGUGAGCGGCGCCUUCUACGUGCUGCGCGUCUUCUACGCGGCGUCGCUGCACCCCGACGCCGCCUACCUCGCCUACUUCGCGCGCAGCCAGCUCACCUCCACCGUCGUGCUGAUCGUCAUAUUCGUGCCUAAGAUUGUCCAUGUCAAAGGAGCAGAUAAUAACGUGGCAGAUGCCCUGUCGCGCAUGUAUGACCAAAGUGAGUUUGAGGUGCGGGAGAUGGGACACACGCACACGCCUCCUCCGCAGCUGUGGUACCAGCGCCGGCAGGCGGGCGACUCGCGCGCCGCGCGCCGCUACACGGCGCAGGAGUUCUCCGCCAGGACGCCGCUGGACGCCUUCAAGCCGCAGGAUGGCGUCGCGACGCCCGGCGGCGGGGAGGCGGACGUCGGCGAGAUCAACCUGGCCGACAUGAACCCCGAGGACAUCCGGGCGGAGCUGAAGCGCCUGUACACGCAGCUCGAGGUGCUGAAGAACAAGACCAUCCGGGCCGACAACCCGCACAUAUCCAAGCGCCGAGGCGGCCGCAAGGUGGCCCACCGCCGCUUCUCGCUGCAGAAGAAAGGAAGUAGGGAUAAGGCGCUGCACCACCGCCACCAGAGCCGCUCCGUGCGCCACCCGCACGACCACGAGCCGGGGGAGGGGGAGGUGUCCCGCACGCCCGAGGACUCGGUGUGCAGUGUCGAAGGCCCCAGCGCCAUCUACAACGACGGGCCCUCCACCUACAGCGAGCUGGGCGCGCCCUACCGCGCGCCGCACAAGCAAUGA